Anopheles gambiae (African malaria mosquito) is the source of this 5979-nucleotide messenger RNA. RefSeq names its product dynein assembly factor with WD repeat domains 1. The coding region runs from base 277 to 1530 and encodes 417 amino acids. The transcript has 6 exons. NCBI's taxonomy places the organism in Eukaryota, Metazoa, Arthropoda, Insecta, Diptera, Culicidae. Gene Ontology annotation, molecular function: protein binding. The record is from RefSeq and is a predicted model, not a curated record.
UUUUACCCCCUGUUCAAACUGGUAUAGGUUGCCUUGGGUGCACUCGCCUUGCACCCGAAUAUCCUUCGCCGUAUCGAUCCAACGAAAAAACGGCAUAAGAAGGUGCUGGUUCUGCGUUCAGUUCAGUUACAGUUCUCUCUCGGUUCGGAUGUUAUUUUUUCUGUUGCCGCAGUGGCUUGUCUAAUAUAUAUAUUGAAAAGUCUUCUUAACCUUUCCUUAAACUGCUCAUCAUUUUACCUCGUGUUGUCGAGUUAAGCGUUCCAAUUCCUGUUCCAAAUGAGAUUGAUAAAGAUAUACCUUCGAUACUAUCCACCAGGCAUUGCGCUGAACUACCAGAAGAAAGGUAUCGAAGGGACCAAAAUGAUAGAUCUGUUUGAUCUUACACCAAGCUGUGAUCUCCAAGUGCUAACGAAGCAAAUUGCCUCCACCGAACCACUCAUUACGCAAGAAGUGUUCCCCCAGGUGACGGAAAUAUUGGAAAAGUUGCAGAAAAAGCUCAAAGAACCGGUCAAGACCAAGUUUUACCUGUUCAAAACGCUGCAAACGCACAUCCUGCCACUGACGAAUGUGUGCUUCGACAAAUCGGGCAAAAAAUGCAUUACCGGAUCUUACGACCGUACCUGUCGCAUCUGGAACGUGGAAAGCGGUGACGAAGAGAAGGUCCUUAAAGGGCAUGAAAAUGUCGUCUUCUCUGUAGCCUACAACUAUCCCCGAUGCGACCGGAUACUUACAGGGUCAUUUGACAAAACUGCCAAGAUAUGGAACCCCGUCUCGGGCAACUGUAUCAACACACUCUGGGGUCAUACGGCCGAAAUUGUGGGCGCAGAGUUCAAUCCCCACCAGUGUGAGCUGGUAGCAACGUGCAGCAUGGACAAUACGGCCCGCGUGUUUCACUCGGAAACGGGCCAGGAGAUACAUCUGUUUGCGGAUCAUUCGGCGGAAGUUAUCUCGGCCCGGUUCAACAAGGAGGGUAGCCUGCUGCUCACCGCCUCGUUCGACGAAACGGCCACCGUGUGGGAUAUGCGAGCGAAGGAGCACGCCAUCGUUAUCCGUGGACAUGAGGCCGAACUAAGUAACGCUGUCUGGAACUUCCAGUGCAAUCUGAUCGCUACCAGCUCCCUUGACCGGACGGCCAAGAUAUGGGAUCUGCGUCGGUUGGAUGAACCACAAGCCACGGCCACCCACAAGGAUGAGGUGCUGGACGUUGCGUUCAACUGUACCGGCACACGGUUAGCGACGGGCAGUGCCGACUGUACCGCCAAGGUGUGGGAUGUUACGGGCAAUUUCGAGCUCGUUACGAUCAUGGCCGGCCAUUCGGACGAAGUGUCUAAGGUGACGUUCAGCCCACCGGGUGGACUGCUGCUGACGGCAUCGGCCGACAAAACGGCCCGCAUUUGGAAUUCGGGCACCGGUACCUGCACCCAGACACUGUCCGGGCACGAUGGGGAAGUGUUUUCCUGCUCGUUCAACUACUCCGGCGACGCCAUCAUUACCGCGUCGAAGGACAACACGUGUAAGAUAUGGAGAUGAUACGACUGGUUCUCCGGGCAGGCCUUUAAAGUAUGUAACUGUAUGAACGUUAUUUCCAAUUUCAAGCAUCUCAAACUCUAGCCUCUCGCCAUUAGCCUCCCCUUGUUUUAUUUAGCGCUCUUUUCCAUAACCAUAGGUACCAUAGACUUAGUAGGAUUGUGACCUUCAUGAUCUUCCCCAUCUUAAAACGUUCCUUAUUAGUACAUCUUCAGAUCUGUUCGCGCCCAGUGAAUAGAUUCCAUCGUUUGCUCAACCUUUAGUAGCCCCUUAGUAACACCCCUUAGUAACUCGCGUAGUAACAAAUGAAUGCCAUCGCUAUACAACAGCAUCAAAGUAACCCAAAACUUCCUUUAAAGAUCAAGUGAUCUUCAUUUGAUCUCCCAAUCGUUGUAUCCCAUCGUAUCACAAAUCUGAUUGGUGCAUUAGUGCUAGAGUGGAGCUCCCGUAGCAAUGGAAUGACAAGAAGGAAUGAAAAUAACUGCCACAACAUUAGAGACAUCCAACUGCCAUAAAGGAACGUGUGUCAAGUAGUAGUGCUAUUAUAGUCCAAGUGCCUAUACACAUCUAGCUCAUCUAGGUGCUAAUUGUGAUGUAAUGCUGCAAUAAAAAACAACAACAACAUAACACUAACAUUUUUGCUCAUCUUUCGUAGAACUUUACCUACAUUUUAUCUUAUUCAUUAUUCAUUUCUACUACUAUUCCUACCCUUCGUACAUCGUACUGUCGUACCUUUUUUCAUUUGCUGCAUGUUGCUUAUUUCCUUUUCGCUCUACUCUACCUCUGCUUGUUCUUUUCCUUCACUAAUUAUUACUACUGCUACUACUUCUGCCACUACUACUUCGGGUUCGGUUGCAUUAAGGGUCAGCCUAAGAAGCAGCGGCAGAGGUACAGUGUGGCAUAUAGCAACCGGGAGGCCGAACACUGGACCAAGUUUUUGCUGCGCAGCUGAACGCUUGAUGCUCGCGGCGAGCGGAUAAUAUUAAAAAGGGUGGAAUUUACGCGAAAGGGAAUUCCGUGCCCCUUACGUGAACCGUAUUAUGGCAUAUGAAUUAUUACAUUGAUUAUUUGCUAAACUGUAACCGAUUUUGCAUUUACUGGAUGGUAGAUAUAGCAUCAAGCUAUUGCUAUCGAGAACUUAGUUUUUUGCUGUUAAAAUAAUAAAUUUAACCUAAAAACAGGAUAAUGCAAAUAAUUAGAAACGACAAAUGUUCGCGUGUAGCUUGCACCAAACCCCAGAGUAAUUGUGUGGAUGAUUUGAGUCCACUUGCCAUGAUAUUGAAAGUAAUAAUUCAGUUUUUCUAAAAGCUUCUUGACUAAGGGAAUUCUCAAUCGGCGUUCAAAGUUGUGUAAAUAUGUCUUGCAAAUUAUGAGGAUCUUCUUCUACUACGAUGUGACAAAUAAGUAAUUGAGUUUUAACAACUGAUUGGCUUCGUUCCAUUGAGUCCAUAUUAUUCAAGUUCAAGUGUUAGUUAUUUUACAAUUAUGUCUUUAAAAUUUUUAAAACCAAUAACUUAUUAUUAGAAGAAUUUUAUUGCACAAUUGUGCCGCUAAACGAACAGCUGUUUUCGAAUGUUUUGUGCAAUGUUAACUUAACACAAAAUGGGUUGAAAGAGUAUCAAAGCAAUUAUUUAUAAAUAUUGCACAUAAAAUCAGAAUCAGUUUUAAAUUAAUGAAUUAGACCAAAAAUUGUAGAAAUAAUGCGUGAUGGUCAAUAAAUAAUCGGAGUAGAGCACAAACAUGAUUUUCCAAAAUUUGUUUUCAUUACACAAUACAUUCGAAACAGAUGCCAAUGCCAAAAAGUUGACGGCAUUGAAGAUAGUUGCUUGUAGCAUACACCAUUUUCUCUUAACUUAAUCAUAUGAUUUUCUAUCCUCUUCUCAUGAUUUUUUUCUUUAUUAAGAGGAACGCCAUUGCAACCCCAAAAAGCAGACCACCAUCAAUCGCACUCAGUCGUCAGCCAAGAUUUAUUAAAACAUUCCUCGUACUAUUCCAUCCAUUUAUCCAUUUCCUCCCCACUGCGGAAUCACAGGUCGACGUGGUACAAUUCAUACAGCCAAUAUACGCAAAACCGUCUCACGUCGGGAAAGGCAAUGAAAAGCAUUAGUAAAAAUCAAAAAAUAAAGACCAAAGCAAAACAAGCAAACUGCCACCAUACACAAGACACCACCACCACACAUGCCAUAUAUGCCAUAUACUCUGCGUCAAUGAAUCGCAAUUCGCUCGAAAUGAACAAUUUCACACCGGAAUGUGAGUAUAAUGCCAUAAUUUAAUUCCGUCUAUCGCCAUUGAUCACUUAAUCACGAUCAUACACAAAAGCAUAAAAAGUAUAAAAAAGCAUACAAAACAACAACAAGAACCGAAAGGGAAACCGCACCAAGGCAUUUGCGCGUACAUUGCAGUACGUUCCUUGCAAUAAAAUGCAUUAAAACGUGAACGCCACGGUUGAACUUAGCCACAACUCAUGUCAUACCCAUCCGUAAGCAUUGCCACCUCCUCCCAAAACUAAAUCUUCCUAUCAAAAAGCCCCAUUUUACCGCAACAUAACAAUCGCUUGCAGUAACGCGUAUCUUUGCAUUUUGAUCACCUAUUCUCUAUAUUGGCGCACCACCAGAGGAGUUUGUUGAUUUCCCUUUUUUUCACUCGGUUUCGACACGUUUGCCACACUGUGGAACACAAUGUGGAACACGAAUGUUGCAAGUCGAACUUAGUUGAUGAUUUAAUAUGCUUGCUCUUUGGCACUUCACCAUCACGAUCAUACCACUAUUAGUCACAUGGCGGGACAACGUGCAACGAGCGCGCACAACGGGAACGCAAGACCGUUGCGCACACGCGAAAGCAAUCAAGAGGAAAGCAUUUGUAAUCGCACUCUACAACUCUUUGCAGAUACUACUGCGUCAAAAGUGUAUUAAAAUACUGGACUAGCCUUCGGAGUGGCCCAGGAGAUGGGUGUGAACACGUUUCCCUGGGCAUACAGUGGGAGAGCAUACAUCGUCGUAUCGUCGCUCGUGUCUUUCCGUUUUUGAUUUUUUUGUAAAGAGUCAUUGAAGGUAAGGAUUAGUGACUUGUUUUCUAGUGUUUCGAGUUACAAUCAUAGCGUUGAAUCAUAGGAUCGAAUUUGAACUUACGAGUUAAUAGAGCAAGGCACAGCUGUUAGAGUACCGUUUUAAAGAGUGUUAUGUUUUUAUUUAAUUGUUAUAGUCUAAAAAUGCAACAGAUAAGCGUACAGUGAUAGUAUUUAAAUAGAAUGGAUAACGUAUUAGAAUAGGAUUAGUAGGUAACCGUUUACCGAUUGCGAUUUUCUUCCAUCAUAUUUAUAAAGAAGAAAGCUUUUUAAAAGUUGAAACGUUAGAUGCAGACAUAGACGAAUAAAGCCCCAUUUUAGGAACGCGUGUCUUUUGAGCCUCUUUUUCAUCCAUUGCCCCAACCGUGCUACCGUUUAGUCACACGUUUCCGAAAACUAAAUCCCUAAUCAGGGGCAAACCGGCAUACAUCUGCAUACACCGGCAUUGACGAGGUGCGCUCGAACCCAACCCCACUUCGAGCCAAAGCAUCGAACCAAAGCUAAACCCCUUUUGAUCUUGUCGUUCGACCGAUCUCGCUCCCCCCCCCCCCCCCCCCACCCCUCUCUCUCUCUCCCUCUCUUUAUCUGCCGAAUGGCCAUAGAAAGUUUGUUUGUUUAAACGUUCUUUAAAUUGAUUCUUUCGUCGAUAAGAAGAGGCGGCAUCAUCUUCCGUAUCCGCAUGUACCAAACCACCCACCCAAUUGCCAUCUAAGCCUUUGCUGUUUGCUGAAGAAGCAGCAUCCGCUCAGUGGUAGGUUGAAAUCCUUCCUUGAAGACACACACACCCACACACGCAGGCAGGCUUCCCAAUCCCCAUCAUAUCGAAACUGCUGCUGCUGCUGCUGCUGCUGCCAAGCAAAUAAACAAUCCAUGUUUGAUUUCGUUCCUUACGGGGCUUCUUCUCGCACUUUUAUGUGUGUGUGUAUUUGGUCGAGAAAACGCCGGAAAGCCCGAAGACGAUAAGCAGCAGCAUCCCGUAGCCGCCGUCCUCUGUACCGUGUUUUUGGCGUCAGCUCAAGUGUUAACGAAACAUCUGUACGGAAACUCACGACUCACUUCACACACCGACACUCACACACAGACAGGACGUAUGUGUCUUUGCAGCGUGCCCAGGGAUAACGAGAAGAAGGAUCAUCGGAAUGUCUGGGGGAAGACUAAGAAACUCGGUUAGGUGUCUUUUCCCAGGAGCUUUGCUUCGUGCAGGAGGAGGGGGGCAGUGCUGAUAAUACACAGCUGUGGGGAAAUAAGAAUAAGAUUCGAGAUCACACUAGUAGCUUGUUAGGUACAGUUUCGUUUGCUAAUAUUUGGUAAAGCGAUGCGAAUAAAAUUAAUGUUCUAUCUGCCGAAAAGUCUUUCCAAAAAGCAGAGGGUACAAAGUUGAAAUAAUA